Molecule: messenger RNA, 1562 nt
Organism: Anopheles aquasalis
Lineage: Eukaryota; Metazoa; Arthropoda; Insecta; Diptera; Culicidae
Gene: Sar1
Product: Secretion-associated Ras-related 1
Biological process (GO): intracellular protein transport
Molecular function (GO): GTPase activity; GTP binding
Source: RefSeq, a predicted model, not a curated record
GUAAACAGUCACGGAUCCCGACGACCAUCAGCCUCCCCUUGUGUCCACCUGUUCGGGCCUGAUCCGUGCUUGUUUAUGCACCAAGAUAAAGGCGAGAUAACCGUGAAGACAUCCCUCCUUCGGAAUCAGGUGUUGGAAGCGACGUCCUUGUGUCAACGAAACGCGUCGAAAGAGGUCAAGAUCACGAACAUCUUGAAUUCCGUAAUAGCCUCCACCGCACUCAAAGGCCAACCGAGCUCGAGGGAAGAUAUUUUUGGACACCAAGCCACGCGACCGCCGUCCGCUUCCGCCGUCUUCUACGAACAAUAGAGUGACAAAAUGUUCAUCUGGGACUGGUUCACCGGGGUUCUGGGUUACCUAGGACUGUGGAAGAAAUCUGGAAAAUUGCUAUUCCUGGGACUGGAUAAUGCGGGUAAAACGACACUGCUACACAUGCUGAAGGAUGACCGACUGGCACAGCACGUCCCAACGCUCCAUCCAACAUCCGAGGAGCUUUCGAUAGGCAACAUGCGCUUCACCACAUUCGAUCUCGGCGGUCACACGCAAGCACGACGCGUUUGGAAGGACUACUUCCCGGCGGUGGAUGCGAUCGUGUUUCUGAUCGAUGCCUGGGACAGAUCGCGCUUCACCGAGAGUAAAAACGAACUCGACUCCCUACUAACGGACGAGGCGCUAUCGAACUGCCCGGUACUGAUCCUCGGCAACAAGAUCGACAAACCGGGUGCGGCGAGCGAGGACGAGCUGCGCAACUACUUCGCCCUGUACCAGCUGACGACCGGCAAGGGUAAGGUGGCUCGCUCCGAGCUACCGGGCCGUCCGCUCGAGCUGUUCAUGUGCUCGGUGCUGAAGCGACAAGGGUAUGGCGAAGGUUUCCGUUGGUUGGCCCAGUACAUCGACUAAUACGACGACCGUUUGCUCACCACCACCACCACACACGCGCCCACCAUCCUUCCUUUCUUCUUUCCGACACCCUUGGCCUCCUUCUGCUACUGCUAGCGAACGUUUUACUCUGCUCUUUCCACCUCACUCUUGGGGGGGAGGGAAGUUGCGGGUUGCGGGUUCUUAAAAAGGCAAAAAUACAAACCAACCUGUGGAAAUCCGGAUCACCUCUCUGGCCUCCUCUCACUCUCACUCUAUCUCGAGCUCCAUUAGUAAUGUCUGCUUUCUUGAUCCGGAAUUCAUCUUAAACUGCGCUAGGACCGUGUAAAACGUAAACUCGCGGUACUCGAUGCCCGGUGCUUUUGGCGAAGGGGGGAGGGGUUUGAAGUUUUCGGUUCAUGCCCCCCCUUACGCGCACGCUAGGAAGAAGCAAGCAAUCCUCACAUACAUACAUUCACAAUCAUAAGUAAAACAACAAAAAGACACACCCGGAGAUAAGUGAGGCGGUCGGUGUAGAAGCGGACACACCACCCCAAAGUGUAUGAAACACCGUCGUCAAUAGAAUGUCCUUCAGUGACGCUGCCAGGCGGGGGAGGGUCCACUGAGCAGUGUGAGUACAGUGAAAAAAGGAAUACUAUCGUAAACAAGUAAAGGACAUGAAGUUGAGUCGACUGGAACUGGAA